This is a messenger RNA of Lactuca sativa (garden lettuce), 726 nucleotides long. Lineage: Eukaryota; Viridiplantae; Streptophyta; Magnoliopsida; Asterales; Asteraceae. The record is from RefSeq and is a predicted model, not a curated record.
AUGAAAAAGAAAUUAUGGGAGGAGCUAUCUUUGAUAAAAGCCAGUAGAAAUGCGAGAUGGAUCAUUAUGGGGGACUUUAAUGUGGUGCGAAGACAGACAGAAAGAAUUAACUCACGCUUUUGUUCUAACAGUGCUCAAGAUUUCAACCAAUUCAUAAAUAACAAUUCUCUGCAGGACCUAAGAUUGGGUGGCUUCAAUUUUACAUACUACAGACAGGAAGGAAGAAAGUUAAGCAAGCUUGAUCGGUUCCUAGAGUGUGAGGAAUUUCUUAAAUACUUGCUAGAUGCUUCAGGUACGGUCCUCCCUAGAAAAUUUUCAGAUCAUAGCCCAAUCAUUCUUACCACCAGGCAGGAGGACUUUGGGGCAAAACCAUUCAGAUUAUUUAACUCGUGGCUGGUAAAGGAAGGUUUUGAAGGGGUUGUCAAGAAGGCGUGGUCUGAAUUUCGUGGGUAUGGAGGGGCUGAUGCUUUCUUAGCAGCUAAGCUAAGAUAUCUUAAAAUGAAUAUAAAGAAAUGGCAAGAGGCUGAAUAUACAAGAGAAAAUGGUGAGAUACAAGCAUCGAAGAAGAAAAUGGAGGAAAUAGAUGCCUUGGCGGAAACAAGAGACCUGAUGCCUCAUGAAUUGGGAACAAGAACUAACUGUCACAGAAAAGUUGUUGAAUUUGAAAUUAGCAACAAUGGACUUAAAACAAAGAUUCAGGAUAAAAUGGAUAGUGGAUGGGGAUGA